AAUUUUGCGGUUUAGAUCAAACAUGAUACCUUAUGAAGUGAUAAAGGAGGGGAAAUCAGACAUGACAAUGAUAAAGUGUGGUUGCUGCAGUAAAAUAUUUAAAACGAUUCAACAACAUGAACAACAUCGAUGUCGAAAAGAAAACAAGUUCAAUAAUGAAUGUUUGUCUUGUAAAAAACCUUAUACUGAUCAUCUGGUACCACAGAAUGACAAUAACCUCCACAAAGGUAAUAUUAAAUUAUUCAAUACGUUUUCAUGAAAAUCUAAUUUUUCACGCAUUCAUUCCGGUCGACUUCCGGUGUGACGCGAAAUUCCUGACGUACGAAAUAUCUGACUAUUGUAGAACUGCCCAUGCGCAGACGAUGGCCAUGGAUGACUUUGGCUCAUAAAUUUCGCAUCUCAACAGACAACACGUGUAUUUAUAAAGUCAUUUUAUUUAUACAUAAAUUUUCGAACAUCAAUUCUACAAUGGAUCAACUGAAUUGACACUAUAGCUACAACACACUAUACCACUGUCGUGAACGUUAGCGUUCAGCAAUAAUAAAGCUUGAAUCGCAGAUAUGGAAAAAGUCACUCGAAAAGCGCUCUUAGUGAUAUAAAAUAGUUUGUAAAAUAGUGCAGUUUCAAAGGUUAUGCAUGGAGCACGAAAAAUGUUUCGCGUUUGACCUUCUCACUAUUUAGUAGGCAGCAACAAUGAGUUCGUGAGUUGGCCGUUUAGAUUUGGCGAUGUCUAUAUUAGAAACAUUUGGCAACAUAGCAUAUGGACUUAAAAAUCGUUUCGACCGACCGUAUUUCGCAAACGUCGUGUAUUUCGCGGUCACGACCACACAAUUCGCUUUGAAAUUUAAAUUGUUUGUGAUUGAAACCUAGCGAUGUCGAUUUGAAAUAUUUAACGAAGUAUUAGAAAUUAACAUCAUGAUUAUUUUAUCUAAACUCUAAAAAACAGUUUUGGCCGACUUAGAAUUUAGCAAGCGUCGUGUAUUUCGCGCCUGCACGCGCGAAAUUUCUGACCCGUCCGCUUGGUCAGGUAUUUCGCAGAGGUCAGGAAUUUCGCUUGACACCGGUCAAGUUGCAUGUAAAACGUCGCUAGCAGCUUCGCGGCUUGAUUAAUAAUCUCUCCAAAUUAUAUGCAGUAGAUAUGGUUGGAUAUUUUUACUAGUUAACUUAUUUCAUGAAAUGGUUUAUUGGAACGAUUUCAUAACGAUUUUUAAAGAUUCUGUCAACUCAUAAUUUAUUCUAAAUUUAAGGGUUUAGUAAGAUGAACUUUGGGUAUCCGUUUCUGUUAAAAAAUUCAAACUCUUUACUAGGUAUUGUGUUCGUAACGUAGACAUUCUUUGUUGAAUGUCGAACCUACGUACGUAAAGGCCUUGUCAAACGAGAUGUCGAUUUCUCCGAAACUACCACAAGUGUUUCUAUAAUUGUAUAGAAACACAAAAUGUUUUCUAUUUCUUUUUUAUAUAACUAAAGAAAAGUUUUUACAGCCAUUUUUAUAUUGAUUAAUUUACAAAUACUCGUUAUCUCAUAUUUAAACUGAGAAUUUCCUUUCUGUCUUGUGGUUCCUUGCUCUCUAUUAUCAUCUUUAUAUUAGGGUCAAUUAAUCAUAUUUUACAAAGAAAACAUAUAAAACAUUCAUUAUUCAAUCAAACUAUUUAUAGAAUAUAGACCCUAAAUGGUCAAGGUAUAAACGGGACUCGAAGAACCAUGCAAGAUACCUUUCCAAACUUUACUAAAACUAUUUUAUAUAACAUUACACACACAAUUCUACACAUGCACACCUAAUUACACUACAAUUUACGUCCUAUAUAUGACACGAACAGUCAGGAAACUUGGACCACGUACAUGACAAGUCAACAUCAUAAAUAGAAUCAACAAUACUAGAGUAUCUACGUUUAACUAAACAUAUAAAAGAACUAGGACUAUAGACACAAUAUCCACACAUAUAUCUUUACAUACAAUGUUCCACACUUUGACGACACGUUUAUAGUACGAAGAUUGAAAAGUGCUUAUUCCAGGGUGCGAUAAUUCAAUAUUUUUAGCCGUACCUGACUGGUACUCCAACAACUUUUGCCGCGUACCUGAUCUGGUACAAACUUAAGAGUCAAGACGUACCUAAGACUACUUCCGAGUCAUGCGUUUUUAUACCUAUACGUAUAUUAAGUUUACUGGUCCAAAAGUAAAAAAUGUAUGGGCAAUUUUGUACAAAUGAAUCUUUAAUUAUGGUAUUUGUACAACAUAAUAUAACAGUUCUCAAAGCGUCGACGUUGUGACUCGAAUGCCAUCGCUCAUUUACAGUGGAUUUACCGAAGGUGCUAACUGUCUGACCUCAGCUACAUACAGUGUAGUUUUCCUCAUUGGGCCUAUAAAAAACCUGUGGUUCAGUGCCAGUGGUUCCGUUUUUUUUUCCAGUCGGACAAUGACGAUACAUUUUUUGAUCAAGCGCAAAGAUAACAUUUUGGCGUUUUUCAUCCCAAAAUAUGUCGGAUGCGUGGAAUUAACAUGUAGGAAUUUAAAGUUCUUCACGGUUUUGAAUACUUUGGCAGGUUUGCUAGUUAUUGCUAUAGAAGGAAAAUGUAAGUACGCGAAUAGCAAACUUUCGCGUACCUACGUGGUACUUGCCCAAAAACAAAGAAGUACCAGACCAUAAAUUUGGCGUACCUCCGGUACGUUGGUACGCGAAUUAUCGCACCCUGCUUAUUCUACACAUUUGACUUUGUAGAAUGUACUUUCAAGUGUUACUCAGCCGAGUUCGCCACCGUGACUGACAAACGAGACAUAGUUACUGGCAUCAAUAUUCAUAUAACCAAACAAACUUGUACAGAAACACCAAAUCCUUAACCUCCCUGUCGAGGGUUAACGGCAGAAGGUCCAAGGCCAACAGACAUUCUUUGUGGCUCAGCUCUCCUAUUCUGCUCAUCAUGAUUCAUAUCGUCUCCCGACGUUGCACUCUUUCAACCCGCUUUGAGAGUUGGAUGUUCCGUUGCGUGGCGUAAUUGCGAUUUCACAUGAGUCAAAUAAAGAGUUCGCCUGCGCAUGGCUUUCAUGUCUGUCAGUUGAGUACAUGUUCGUCUCAGUACACCUAACAUUCUGUUGGCCUUGGAGAGAUGACAGAAUUGAUUUGAAGUUCCCAUGAAAGUCCGGAGGAAGUGAUGACGCCAAGAUCUUUUUCACUGUCAACUCGAGUCAGACUUUCUGUUCCCAGUUUUUAAUCACAAGUGACAGGAAUUUUUUUGCGUGUAAUGGUGAGUACUUUGCAUUUAGAAGCAUUGAAACGGGUGUUGUUUUGUACACUUCAGCAAUUCAGAUUUGUCAACGAUUGUUGUAAACAUUUGCAGUCAUCAGUAGAGGUAAUCGUAUUGUGCAAUUUAGUAUUUUACACAACAUCUGGGAAAUCGUUAAUGAAGAUGACAAACAAUGACGGACCGAGAAUACCUCCAUGAGGCACUCCAGAGGUGAAUGGUGACCAUGCAACCUCGUACCCAGGGCUUCUGCGCUUAUUGCUCUCAGAAGCCCUGGGAUAAUCCAAACCGGAACACCAUAGAACAGUGGUGCCCCCGGAAGCGGAAGUAAACAGUAGCUCCAGCUAAAAACGCUGACUGGGCAUAUUUUUACGCAAGGAGUGAGAAUGGAUUAUUUGUUGCAAUUUAUGAUAUAUUUGGACUUGUAAAGACGUCUUAAACUGCUUCUCGCGUGGCUUUUGGAAUUUAAAGUCAGGAAUGAUCAAUUUAGAGAUACAAUUAUGCGUAAAAUUAGCCCUUUGGCGAGCAAAAGAACAUCUUCUAUCGCGACAACAGCAUACCUUGUCAGCGAUAUACAGGGGCUAUUCAAUAAUUAAAGUAUAAAUAUUUAUAUUCGAGUACAACCUUGGUCAUUUCAAAAUUAACAGACUAGAAAUCUUACUGGUAACAUGGCUGGCUGCCGAUUAUCUUGGAUUUGAGGGUUUUGAACAAGAUAUUGCAAGAUUUAAUUAUAAAUGCACAAGAUAUACUGUACUGUAAACAUGCAUCUACUUGAAGAAUGUAAAAUGAACAGUGAUGAGUGAUGUAAUAUAAUUCUGUACUUUAAUAUUUGGAAAACCUUUUUGGCAAAUCUUGAGAAUAAUGGCUUUGGGAAUCAAUGUUGAAAAUUAAAAACUGUCAGAUAGCUGCAUGGACAGCAUGGUUAGAAGCAUACAUGUCAUCGGAUGAAACUCCAACUUUUGUUAAUUGCUGAUGUUCUAGUAUUGGAAUGAACAGUGUUAUAAUAACCAAUGGUGCUGAACUAAUUUGGGUUUAUUAUAAAAUAUUGUUUAUCAUUUAGUUCUGGCCAUUAACCUUACCUAUUAAGUUAUACAUUGUGUCUUACUUUUUAUUUUACUCUGGUGUGCCCCCCCCAGGCUCUGGUCAACAGGGGUGCAUGGGGGGGGGGGGUGCAAAAAUGAUGUUUAUCCUAAUUCUAACCAACUUAUGUUAAGGAAUUCAGUUGUGUAUCACUAGUUGACAAUAGUGGAAUAGCCAAUAUUAAAUAUUCUGAAUUUUUAAAUGUUUUGAGAAUCUAAAAUUUUCCAGAAUGUUUUCUCAGAAUGCUGGAAAUGCCAUUUCAGAGACCCAAAUUUUAAAAAUUUUCCGUGGUAGUAUGCCCCCGGACCACCCUAGAAAUCUCGUGCCUUCGGCGCUCGUUUCGCCAUUGGUUAGCACCCCCCAAAAAAACUUUGCUGGAUCCACCACAUGAUUUUAUAUGUUGGGAUAGAUCAUUGGUGUUCAAUGGAUUAUCUCAUAAUACACACUAGUUUGUUAACCUACUCUGUCUAAUCAUGCUAACACCAUCAUUGGCAAUGGAAUUGAGCAGUGAUGUAGCCAGAAUUUCUAAUUAAGGCCUUCAAGGGGGACUGAAAUCCCCAGGAGGGGCCUGCACUAGUUUGAAUAAAGUUUGUUAGUAUGUAAAAAUAUAUUUGGACUCCCAAGCUAUCCAUGUAUAAUAUAGUACAAUGUAGACUUUUUAAAUUCUAGUUAAUAAAGUGCCAUUUUGGGGGGCUAUUUUAAUGUGUUUUGGUGAUUUGAAAUAACCUUGCAGUUAACACAUGUUCAACUCUAAUUAAUUACAAACAAGUUCAGAACAUUUAAAAUAUUUUGACCCCCCCCCCUCUGGUUACACCACUGGAAUUGACUUGAGCCUUUUAGACCUCUGAAUUUUAGUUGCAACUUAGAACAGUGUUCUGACAUACAAGAAAAUUGUGAGAAAAUUUGUGCAAAAGCAUUUCUCAAAUAGGUCAUUCCAGAAAAUAUCCACACUCCCCCCACAGAGGAAAUUUCUGCCGUUCAGAGGGGGAGGGGGGAAAAAUUUUUCUGAUAAUAGUAAAUAUAUUAGGACAUCCAAAGGGGUAGGAGGGAUUAACUUUCAAUUUCCUCUGUGGGAGUGGUAUGGGUGUUUUCUGGAAUGACCCAAUAUAACUGUGUUUUUUUCCCAAAUCUAAUCAAACUGUCAAAUUGUCAAUUCUUGUACAUGGGGAGGGGAAAUUUUGGAGAAAAAAGAAUUGUGGCCAAUCAGGUUGGGGGUCCACCUGUAGGCCUGGACAUAGGCGUACAGGGCUGGGCUCAAAUGUUGGGCAGACUAGGCCAGUCGGGCAAUAUUUACUUCACAGUUGGGCAAUAUUGGCUUAUAAUAAAAAUAAAUAGGAGAAAUUAUUCCCUUAAUAUUGGGGGAAAUAUGCUAUAUAAUGGUCGAAAAUUUAGUUCAUUUUGAUUAAUAGUCAUUUAAUAUAUGUGCUAUCAACAGUUUCUUUAUGGUAUUAAGUAACAGAUUACAAGGUUUGUACAUUAGAUCUAGAGAUUUAGAGGCACUAAUAACUCAAUAAUAAAUAGGCACUAAUGCAAACUCUGAGCCAGUGCACCCAGCAUCCUCAAGUUGGGAAUAAUUUGUAAAUUUAAAUAUUUGUGUAUAAUUCAUAAUUUAUCCUAUUCCAAUACAAAAUGCAAUAAUAUAGAACACACAAUUUAUCAAAUAAAGGUAAAAAAGGUAUUAAAAACUUUAUUAUGUAAUAUUUACAUUGAAUAUCGUGGUUGAAGUUGUAGAUUUAUACUUGAAAUUUCAAUUUUCGAACGAGCAAUGUUUCGCUUUAUUAUGUUAAUUUUUUUACUCUGUUCGUCAUUCUUGCUUAUUUACAAAUACAAAUAGUCCAUUUCUUCUUUUGCUCUUUUCAAAAUAGCCCAGAAUUUGAUUUAAAAAAGUAUUUUCAUGCAAAAACCAGCAUUUAACUUUUGUAUACACUCCUUGAGACAGCCAUGUUGCCGAAAUAUCACCCGGUUAAUGAAUAACUUCCGGUACUUUCAUUGUAUUCGCAUUGACCAAUCAAAUCACGUUCUGAGUUGGAUUAUCCCAGGGCUUCUGAGAGCAAUAAGCGCAGAAGCCCUGGGUACGAGGUUGGUGACCAUGUCGAAGCCACACUAUCUACAAUGACUCUCUGAGUCUUACCAUUCAAAUAGUCUGCGAACCAACCCAAAACUGACCUUGUCACACCGUAACCACGCUGUUUCUCGAGAACGAUUGCAUGAUCCACGGAGUCGAAAGCCUUAGCGAAAUCGAGAUACAAGACGUCAGUCUGAGUAUUCUUAUCUAGACUAUGUCCAAUAGUGUGUAAUAUAUACAUACUGACAGUCGCACACAAGCGUUUUCGAAGAAAACCAUGUUGAGCUUGGCUAAUGUCAUGUAGAAUGUGGUCGUGAAAUCUAAAGUACACACAUCGUUCCAAGACUUUACUGACAAUUGACAAUAACGAAAUGGGCCAAUAACUUUUCGCUAGCUCCUUCGAAUCUUUCUUAUGGAUCGGUGCGACGUCUGCUGAAUCCAACUAGAUUGUAGGGAUAGGUUGAAGAGAGAACAAAGACUCGGGGCGAUUUGUUGGCUGCAUUCUUUUAGAAGACGCGCAGGAAUUCCGUCAGGACCACUUGCUUUGGACGUCUCAAGAUUCCUUAGGCAAUUAGCGACGUCUUGUUCACUAAGCUCUAUCUCCCGUAGUUGAGCGUCAGUUCGAAAUUGGGACGAAGGGAAAGCGGAGGCUUGAUGUUGAUUGGAUCUUGAAGGUUCAAACAGAGAAUAAAUAAGAGUUAAAAAGUUCAGCUUUGUCUGAACGCGCUUUUCCAAUUUGCCCUUGUAGGAAAUUGCUGGAGUUUGGGUUGAUCGAUGAUGGAAAACCGCCUUAUGAUAACUCCAAAAUAGCCUUGGGUUGUCUCGAAAAGUCUUGAAUUUUGAGUAGAUAGUCACGGUGUUUUCUUUUCACAAGGUAUUUGAUUGUUUGACUAAUUUCGCGUAGCUUUCGUUUGCGAUAGUGUGUGCGACAUUUGCGAUAUUUCGUUAGAGCAGAGUAUUUUUUUCGUAUGAAAUGUAUCACUUCUCCAUCGAUCCAAGCUGGUGAGUUGGCGUCCUUCACAUUUUUUACGGGAACAAAUUUAUGAACUUCAUUUAAGAAACAAUCUUUCCACUGCUACCAACAUUCAUUGAGAUUGUCCGAUGAAAAAGUCUCAAGAGGAUUGUGCGUUAAAAAGCGUCGGAGUUCAUCAAAGCCUCCUCGCUUAUAAUCGAAAACGUUUCGCUUGACUGCGUUAGCACGAUGGAAUGCUUGCUGAAUUUCAAACUUGACGUUGUAGUGAUCGGAAGGAAAGUUAGGCUGUUCUGGCGACCAUGUCAUUACAUUCUUUAUGAGUCGUUGUCAAGACUAGUUUUUCCACAUAUUUUCGAUUACAACGCGUGUUAAAAUCGUUUUGUUUACGUUUUGAAAUCAAAGCUGCGAGACAGGAAAUUCAUACAGUUAAAGAAACACGCUUCUCGACCAAUCAACGCUCGCGUACUAUAAAUCCUCGAACGAUGUGUGCCAGUGUAACACAUAGUAGUGACGAUAAUAAGAAAGCUGUGGAUUGACAGGGAUACAUCUACCUGAAAAAUACAAGCAGAACUUCGACCUUUCGAGCGAAGGCCCUUCGUUGGGAAGUUUACUGGCCCUUCUUCUACUCGAAACGUCGAAGUUCUGCUUGUAUUUUUCAGGUGGUUGCAUCUGUAUCAAUCCGCAGAUUUCUUACUAUAAAUGCUACUGUAUAUUAUAGCAUGGAUAAUAAAAUAAAUGGAUAGGAAACUAGCUGAUGUGACCUAAUGUUUUCAAUGGGCUGAUGGCGUGGUUGGAUGUUGAAACCUAGUUGCAAACCAAAUUCUCAAAAACGGCUAAACAUUUAGUAAUACAGCUGAACAUUUUUGUCAAAGAGCAAUAAUACAGCUAAACAUUUUAGUCAAAGAGCAACUAAAUAUGACUACGCCAUUCCACGAUGAAAUCUCUAAGUAUUCCCAGUCAAUUUUAGCAAAUAUUUCAAGCACUAAACAGUGAAAAAUGCAUCGCAAAUUUCGUUAAAAUUGGGGACGCCAAUUUCGUAGCUACAAAUGUAAAAAAAUACAAAACAAAGACGAAAAACAUUUACCUUGAAUACUUUGUCGUGGUUUAGGCAUGUUUUUAAAACAAUUAGAUCAGUUAUGCUUCAAUAUUACUCUUUUAAAGCGGAAAGUAUAGCGAAACAACAAAAAUGCCGAGAACUUUACAAUACGUGUGACGUCACAGAUUGCAACUAGGUUGUUUUUGCUUACGUCAGCUAGAGUCCUAUCCAUUUAUUUUAUUAUCCAUGAUUAUAGUAAGAGAUGGCAAGUGGGUGUUUGCAUGAGAGUUGACUGACUAUAACCUGGUGCGUAGCGAAACUGUCAUCAAAUUUUGAACCAGUUUAAAGUUGAUGAGAGUGUAUGAGAGUCGGUGAGAGUUCGCGGUCAAACGCCAGGGAGAAUUACAACUCUCACCAAAUCUCGUCCUCGUUUCAUGCACAAGGGCUUUAACGUAAAUUUUACUCUUUGCAUGACUGUAGGGGGACCACCAUAAAAUAUGGUUUGUUAAUCCUCAUAUUGCAUGGCAACUUUUUUGUAGAACAUUGACAUUUAGAUUUGCUUUCCAACUUUUUUUUUUAAAAUCUUGUGGUAGAUCAUAAAGCAAGCCACGAGGAAACAGAACCUAGCAGUGAAGACAAGGUCAAGACAACGCCGGAGGAGCCAACGACAAACCCACAACUCUAUCGUUGCUGCGUUUGCAACAAAAAGUAUCCCAAUAUGCCCUACAUGGUACGCCAUAUAAAGUAUCAUAUGACCAGAAAAAGAGACCUACAAGCUGAGCAGUGUAGUCAUUGUGAUAAAGUUUUUACGACCAAACAACAGCUGGCUAGACAUGAGGCCACACACAAAGAUGUACGAUCUUUCAAAUGUGAGAAAUGCGAGAAAUUGUUUAAGACUGCAGAUAGUGUGAAACGUCACAUGUAUGUUCAUAGUGAUGCAAGACCUUUUUCUUGUCACAUAUGUCACAAGGAAUUCAAAGCGAAACAUUUGAUGAAAAAACACGAAGAAACCCAUUCUGACGUGAAGAACUACGAAUGUGCAAAAUGCGGCAAGAAAUUUAAGGCGCGGAACAGUUUACGAGAUCAUUUGUUAGUUCAUAACGGAACUCGACCGUAUAAAUGUGAUGAAUGUAAUCAAGCAUUCUAUCGUCGCAGUCAUCUUGCAACACAUAAAACUAUUCAUAGUGAGGUAAAACCGUUCUCAUGCAAAGUCUGUGAGAAAAGCUUUGGGCGACGUGAACACCUUAAAGUACACGAACGUAUACACAGUGGAGAAAAACCCUUUCAAUGUAAUCAGUGUGAACGUUCGUUCAACCAACAAGCCGGACUACAAGCACAUCUUAUUAGUCACUCAGAUGAACGACCAUACACAUGUUUAACAUGUAAGAAAUCUUUUAAAUAUCAAUCUCAGAUCAAACAUCAUGCAUGUAAACCUGAUGAAAUUGGACGGUCUAUGGUUAAUGUACAUGGUGGUAAUACCAGCUUAAUGGAAGUAGAAAACUCUGAGCCGACGACUGCGUUAAACACUCCGGAGACAACAAUUAACAGUCAGGAAAGUCAAGAAUAUCCGACAACUCCUUCCACUCCUGACAUUUCUAAUGUAAUGCCCACGUCUGAGACUGAAAAUACAAUCAUAGUUAUUCAAAUUGAGAAUACUCCCCAUUCUAAUGAAAGGGCCAUGUCAGUCGACAUGGUAACUACGCAUGAAAACGAUACAGGAUCAGUGGCGAAAACAAACGUUCCAGGAACAAAUACAAACAAAGACGUUCGACCGACCAUAUCGGAAGGAGAAAGAAAUACUGCAAUUAAUCAAACAGAUCGUGAUUCAGAACGAGACAACAUCACAACAAUAUCCGAGGGCAUUUCAGAAAGUGCACAAACUACAACGAAUACUAGAGUAAAUUAUGAAGAAAGACAUCCCAGCAUAACGAAUUCAGAAACGACACUUGCUACUUCACAAAGCAAUAUAACAAAUGUCGACAUUUUGGAAACUCAUGCUAUGUUAACGGAGACACGAGUUAAAGAAAGACAUGCAAACUAUGCUGUGCAUACACAAACAAAAUUUAAUUCAGUACCGGGCAGCGUGACAAAUGUAGACUUUCCUCAUGCGACUGUAACGGAGACAUGCAGUCAAGCAAGAUAUGUGAAUAAUACGAAUAACCUGUCGAGAUAUGGCUCAGCACAAGAAAACAUUACAUUACAUGAAUACAUUGCUGAAAGAGAAAGGCUCGAUACAGAAAAUUUGACAUUAUGACAUUAUAACGCGAACUCACACUUCAGUUAACCAAGCGAACAUGACUACAUCACACGGGAUUAGGCUACUACAGGUAUAUAGGGGAGAAGGCAACAAUCUAACAACACAGCAAGCAAAUAUUGUUUAGUCUUAUGCUGGAAUUCCACCUGUGGUGAGCAAUGUCAGGACGGCUUGAACAAAGCACAAUGCGAAUUUUACCGGAUCAGUUUCUUUCAUCAUCCAGUAUCGUCUGGGGCUAAGACAGCUCACACUACCGGAAGAAUGUAACGAAUGUUGUCAGUUUCACCAGCUCAUCUCUGGAACCUAAGAUAACCGCACUAACAGAGGGGUCAGAUUUGACUUCUACUAUACCGCUACCAUUAAGGGGUCAUCAACCUGUCAAAUGCGGUUGAUAUAUCGGAUUAACAAAUCAUAUAGUGUUAAGCCAGUGAGAGGUAGCGGUAGUGGAAGUCAAAUCUGCAUCUCUUUUAUGACUAUUAGAGCGCGGAACAGUUAGUUGAACGUUUAGCUGGGGGGGUUUCUAAGAAACUCACAGACUUUAGGUUUUAAAGUGCACAUACAUCGACUACGAUAAUUUUGGCUGUUAAAGUCACCGGAACUGACGUUAAAUAAGUCGAAGCAAAUCAGUUUCUAUUAUUCUUUGCCACAAAAAUGCCUUAUUUACUACUUCCGGUAGCUUUAAAAGCCAAAACGAGCAUAAAGGCGGUUUUCCUCUAGGCGAAAUUUUUCGACCGAAUCGAAAUUUCUCUUUGUUUCAUGAGCUCUCAAGCAGAACUAAUUGUAAAAAGACAAAGAGAAAUUUCGUUUCGGUCGAAAAAUUUCGCCUGGUGGAAUCAGGCCUUUACAAGCACUCCGAUGGAACUAAACAGAAAUCUUUUGAAUUUGAACAAUAGAAAUUUCGGUUCGAUCGAAAAAAUUCGCCUAGUGGAAAACCGCCUUUACAAGUACUCAGAUGGAACUGAACAGAAAUCUUUUGAAUUUGAACAAUAGAAAUUUCGGUUCGAUCGAAAAAUUUUGCCUAGUGGAAAACCGCCUUAAAGGCCUGAUUCCACGAGGCGGAAUUUUUCGACCGAAACGAAAUUUCUCUUUGUCUUUUUACAAUUAGUUCUGCUCGAGAGCUCAUGAAACAAAGAGAAAUUUCGAUUCGGUCGAAAAAUUUCGCCUAGUGGAAAACCGCCUUUAAAUCGAAAUUUUCUUUUGUCUUACAAGCACUCAGAUGGAACUAAUCUUCUAUCUUUUGAAUUUGAACAAUAGAAAUUUCGGUUCGAUCGAAAAAAUUCGCCCGAAUCGAAAUUUCUUUUUGUUUCAUGAGCUCUCAAGCAGAACUAAUUGUAAAGAGAAAUUUCGUUUCGGUCGAAAAAUUCCGCCUCGUGGAAUCAGGCCUUAAAGAUGAAGUUUUUCUCUUAUAAAAUAUAUUGCAUUUCGUCGUAGAAUGUUUGAAUAUCAAAAAUAUUAAAAAUUCCUAAUCGCUGUUUGUGCACUUUAAGUCUGAAGAUUUACUUCGACGUUAUUUUCUGAGUUAAAAAGAAACGUUAAUACCGUUCUCCCUACUUUUUGAAAUUAAAUUUUGUAUUGAAUAUUUUAAAAACAUUUGUGGCGCCCAGUAGGUUUAGGCCUGGUUCAAACGUCGAAUUUUGCAUGUGUCGAAUACAAUUCGCAUUUCAUUCGAGCGAAUUCAAUGAAAUUCGACGUUUGAUUCAAACGUCGCAUUUUGCAUGCAUUUAAUUCGAAAUUGUAAGUGUUGUAGAAUGUAGACACGCCCCUUUGAUAGUUUUAAUUAAUAGAUUGACAUUUAUUUUUAACCUAGUUGUGGUUUUACGUAAACAACAAGAGCGAAGUUUCGCUCAAAAAUAAACACAGUAUGUCAGUAGGGCCAUUUAUACGACUAUACCAGCGAAAUAAGUCGUGGCUCGUCUUAUUUAAAGCACGAAAAAAUACUAUGUAGUCCCGUAUAAGUGUAGUUGUUCGCGACUUUAUUUUCGCUUGUAUAUAAACUCACAUCAGGCUAUUGACUAUUUUUCACACAAACACACAAAAAACAUGGAAUUAUUACCAUUCUAUGUCCUACACGCGAAAUUUGAUCCAUUAACACUACAUGCCGUCCUUUUACCUCUUUCCAGACUUUUUCCGCGAGCCCCACCCAAGCAGAAUUGAAUUCGACACAUGCAAAAUGCGACGUCUGAAACAGGUCGCAUUUAGCUCGCACUUAGCUCGCAUUAUGCGACCGGUCAGGUCGAAUUUAAAGUUAAGGUCGACCGCAAUUAAAAACGUCGCAUUUAAUCGUUUCAGACGUCGAAUUUUGCAUGCACAUAAUUCAAGCCAUUGAAUUCGACACAUGCGAAAUGCGACGUUUGAAACAGGCCUUAGCGAUGCGCGUACCCCGUCAGUUAAGUUCUAUUUCAGAAAUUAGCAAGAGGGGUGGUGCAGAUUUUUAGUGAAGUGAUAAAAUAAUAUGACCCCACCCUUGUACUGUAUGAGUUGGGAAAUGGGUGACCUGGCCUCCUCGAGUGCUCGUCGUUAAAUAGUAUGACCAUUCUCCUGUAAAUACAGCGAACUUAAGGCUAGUUUCCACUCAGGAAAAUUAUCCGUGGUUUGGAACGGACAAGAAAGUUUUUCUCUGUCUUGUGAGCUCUGUGUUGGAACUGAUGACUUUAACACAAAGAAAAAAUUUCUUGUCCGUUCCAAUCCACGGAUAAUUUUCCUGAGUGGGAACUAGCCUUUAAGCAAUGCAAAAUCUAAUACUCUUACGCUACGAAAGGUCAUUCGCUAUCUUGUUUUCUUGUCACGUCCCCGUAGUAGAUUAAGCCUUGUUUAACUUCGCUACAGACCCCAGCCAUAGAAAUUAUAAAAGAAUAGAG
Molecule: messenger RNA, 13502 nt
Organism: Paramuricea clavata
Lineage: Eukaryota; Metazoa; Cnidaria; Anthozoa; Malacalcyonacea; Plexauridae
Source: the annotation of a GenBank genome assembly